Molecule: messenger RNA, 1107 nt
Organism: Arctia plantaginis
Lineage: Eukaryota; Metazoa; Arthropoda; Insecta; Lepidoptera; Erebidae
Source: the annotation of a GenBank genome assembly
AUGGACGGUGUACUAGUGCAAAGUUUAGAUGAAAUUGUAACAAAUAAUUUGGAUCAAGAUCAAUUACAACAGUUUAAUCGAAUAUAUUACGGAAGAACUGAUCAUGGUGAGCUAAAACUUAAGGAGUCAACUCCAAGUGCUUGUAAGAAACUGAAUAUACAGAUAGCAGCAUAUUCAUUCGACGCCGAUAAAGAGGUUAGACCUCCAAAGCUUAUAAAAAUAGGCUUAAUUCAACAUGCGAUCGUUCUACCAACAAACAAACCAAUUAACGAACAAAGAGAGGCCAUAUUUGAGAAAGUUGAAAAGAUAAUACAGAUUGCAGGGUCAGAAGGCGUCCAAAUUCUUUGUUUACAAGAAACUUGGUAUAUGCCAUUUUUUCUCUGUACUCGGGAGAUUAAAGAAUGGGAAGAUUUUGCAGAAUUAGCACAUGACGGUCCGAGUUUUCAUUUUCUAAGUAAAUUAGCUACAAAAUACAAUUUGGUUAUAGUAUCACCAAUUUUAGAAAAAGACGAGGCUGGUGUUUGGUGGAAUACAGCGGUUGUCAUCGACGCAGAUGGUAAAUAUUUAGGCAAACAUCGCAAGAAUCAUUUACCUAGUGUUGGCAGUUUUAAUGAAACCACAUAUUAUUCACCUGGCAACACAGGCCACCCUGUGUUUGCGACCAAGUUCGCGAAAAUAGCAGUCAAUAUUUGUUAUGGUCGUCAUCACGCUUUAAAUUGGCUAAUGUUUGCAAUCAACGGAGCUGAAGUUGUUUUUAACCCCGCAGCAACUAUUUCCAAAUUUGGCGAGUCGUUUUGGGGUAUUGAAGCUAGAAGUGCAGCAGCUGCUAACGGUUAUUUUACGUGCAGUAUAAAUAGAGUGGGAACAGAAGAUUUUAUUACUAAAGGGGAUAAGAAAACUGUGUCGAGGAAUUAUUACGGUUCGAGUUACAUCACAGCGCCCAAUGGAUGCCGAACUCCAGGUCUAUCUAAGAGCCUGGACGGUUUGCUCAUUGCUCAGGUAGAUUUAAACUUAAACCGACAAGUUAGAGACAAAACUGGAUACAACUUGACGUCUCGUCUAGAAAUGUAUGCGAAAGAAUUAAAUGAUACACUCUCUAAGAAUUAA